CCUUUAGUUCCUUUCAACAACAUGGGGCAGAGCUGCAUGUCCUACUAAAUUAUCUCCCUAACUAAAGUUUGCUUUAAACCUUUCAAUCGUCACUUCUCAAGAUGGCAACGGUAACAAGCCAAACAACAGAAACAAGUUCUACGAUGGAUUGUGAAAAGAACGCAGAUUCAUUCGAAGAGGUUAAAUAUAAAAAGACGCAAAAACGUAAACGGGAGGUCGGGGCAAUGGAAAUGGAAUCAGAAGAUACGAUAGCAAGGAAAAGACCCCAAUUUCCAGCUAUUUCGGGAGAUAAACUUAUGGGUGGCACAGAUGAGACGAGGAAGGUUGCUGUACCCGCUCACCGCUAUACACCACUCAAAGAGAACUGGCUAAAGAUUUUCACACCCAUUGUUGAAAAUUUACAACUGCAAGUCAGAUUCAACCUCAAAACAAGAAACGUUGAGAUAAAGACAUGUAAAGAAACGCAGGACAUCGGUGCCCUCACAAAGGCAGCAGACUUUGUGAAAGCAUUUGUGUUAGGAUUCCAAGUUGAGGAUGCUUUAGCUCUCAUCAGAUUGGAUGAACUAUUUCUGGAAACCUUUGAUGUCACAGAUGUGAAACCCCUGAAAGGAGACCACUUAUCUCGAGCAAUUGGAAGAAUAGCAGGAAAGGGAGGGAAAACAAAAUUCACCAUUGAGAAUGUCACAAAGACAAGGAUUGUGCUUGCAGACACGAAGGUACAUUUACUUGGGUCUUUUCAAAACAUUAAAAUGGCACGGACAGCGAUAUGCAACCUAAUUCUGGGGAGUCCACCAUCAAAGGUCUAUGGGAAUAUCAGAGCAGUGGCAAGCCGAGCAGCAGAGAGAUUCUAACAUGAAGAGUUUGUUCUGUCGCUUUUCCUGUUGGUAUACAUGGCCUUGGGUUGGUAACAGACCCAUGAUCUUUGAGGUGGACUCUUUGCCUCAACUAUGUGGAACUGUGGGGGAAACAGUCGGAUUUCCCAACCAAUGGACCUUUUUGUGACUUCCAUGAGGGGAUACUAUGAAAAAGUAUUUACCAGAAGGAAAAAUGAGACGGAGAUCAACUAUUAAACAGAUUAAAUGUUUCAAGUUUA
Molecule: messenger RNA, 1093 nt
Organism: Sardina pilchardus (European sardine)
Lineage: Eukaryota; Metazoa; Chordata; Actinopteri; Clupeiformes; Clupeidae
Gene: pno1
Product: partner of NOB1 homolog
Exons: 7
Coding region: 102-851 (249 amino acids)
Cellular component (GO): nucleolus
Molecular function (GO): RNA binding
Source: RefSeq, a predicted model, not a curated record